Messenger RNA from Sebastes umbrosus (honeycomb rockfish), 8184 nucleotides. RefSeq names its product poly (ADP-ribose) polymerase family, member 4 (gene parp4). The transcript has 45 exons. NCBI's taxonomy places the organism in Eukaryota, Metazoa, Chordata, Actinopteri, Perciformes, Sebastidae. Bases 119 to 6028 code for a protein of 1969 amino acids. The record is from RefSeq and is a predicted model, not a curated record. Gene Ontology annotation, molecular function: NAD+ poly-ADP-ribosyltransferase activity.
UGGCUUGAUGCUAAACUGAUGAAGCAGCAGUGACAGCAGCUCUCUCUAUUUCUCAUCUGAUUAAAGAACUAAAAGACAACAAUUACUGUCUGACAACAACCGCAGAAGCAUCUUCUGGAUGUUUACAGGCAUGGCUGUGUUCGAGAACUGCUCCGUGCUUUUGGAGCUGAAAACUUUGCCCUUCAAGGAGAAGAAGAAGCUGAAAUCAGCAAUAACAGAGAAUGGAGGCAACAUUUCCUUUGUGGUCAAUAAACAGUGCUCUCUGAUAGUGACCAGUGAUGUGUCCGUCCUGAGCUCCAACAGGCUGCGUUGCAUCCAUAAAUACCAAACCCCAGUGGUCGGGGUGGAUUAUGUGUACCGCUGUCUGGAGAGAGGAGUUCUUCUGCCUGUGGAUGAACACAAGCUGGAUGCUUCCUCGCCCUCUGAUUCCUCACCUCCUCUUCCUCCUGCCUCCUCACUGUGGCGAAGUAUAUUCUCAACUGAAGUGUCCAAAGUACCAACGAGCAAAGCAGCUGCUAAGCCGACCAAAGGUCUACGCAAGCCUGUGGACUCUGUCAGCCUGACUCAGAGCGCAGAGACUCCGGAGAGGAGCGGAUAUGUCCUGGGAAAGUACAGGAUUUAUACUGAAACUGAUCCUGAUCUUCCAUCGUAUCUGGAUAAUUUUCAAGUGGCCAAGUAUUCAAUCUUUGAAAAGAUAAACAGCAACACUUGGUGUUCCCUGGAGCUGCAGAGUUACAAAGUAGAGGAAGGACGGCAGUACCAUGUGGUCAGGUACUGGAAGGACGAUAUAUCAUCCAAGAAGGUGGCGGUGAGGGAUAUGCUGGUGCCUGUGUCCACCUCAGAGGAAGCUUUGGAGGUGUACCAGACCCUGAGAGAGACCCUUCUGGCUUCUGGUAUGGAGCUGAGGAACAACAUCCCUCCUUCCGGCCAGAGCCUGGUGUCCGCCCCCCUCCAGCAGCUGCUGCUGGAGGAGAAGCUGAACACAGGAAGCGUAUCACAAGAAGUGGGGGUGUUUGUGGAGCUGCUGUGGACUGAGGCCCUGGGCCGCCUCGGCAACAUCCUCAAAGUUUCGAUGGACAAGCUGAGCCUCAAUGAUGUGAGCAGGGUGGAGGGCUUGUUGCUUCAGGCUCAGAGGAAGCUGAAGGAGGAAAAUCAUACUGAGGUGGUGUCUCUCCUUUAUGAGGUUAACACCCUGCUGCCGUCAAGUCCGCCCAACCCAUUUACUCCCUAUGCCAAGCUCAUCUCUCAGAAACUGGACCUCUGUCAGUUAAUCAGAGAUGUUCUGAACGUGAGUGAGAUGACCCUGAGAAGCUCCACGCCUUCCUGUGUGGGGAAAUACCGCGCUCUGAGGUGCAGCAUUGAGACUGUUCCCUCCGACACCUCCGAGUUUCGGAAAGUGACCGCUCAGCUGCAGGACAGCAAGGUGCAGGUCCAACAGGUUCUGCGUGUCAGCAGAGGAGUGGAGCUUCAGAUGUUUAAGAAGGAGGUCGGGAACAUUAAGCCCCUCCUUCAUUCCUCCAGCCCCAGCAACUUUGUGGGAGUACUGUCUCGUGGUCUGCUGCUGCCCCGUGUCGGAGAGGAGCAUCAUGGGAUAGAGAGAACGGACGUUGGUAAUCUGGGCAGUGGAAUCUACUUUAGUGAUGCCUUUAGCGCCAGUCUGAAAUACUCCAAGCCCAGUGAGACAGACGGCUCCCGGCUGCUGUUGGUGAGUGAUGUGGCGUUGGGACGUUGCGAGGACCUCCACAAGAGAGACAUCACUCUGACCCAGGCUCCUGAGGGACACGACAGCGUGCACGGGGUCCGCUGCACCCCGAACACUCACUCUGAGUUUGAGGACGAUGAGUACGUGGUGUACAGUCCUGAUCAGGUGAAAUUGAAGUACGUGAUUCAGUACAGCCUCGAGGGAGACCAACUGAAGGAGUUCAGUCCUGCUAUCGACACCUCAGCUGAGCCGGCUCUGCCCUCUUCUGUCCAGGCUCUGGAGUCGAUGUUGGAGGGUGACGGGGUUGAAAGCAUUAAAAACCCGCUUGCUGAUGUGACAGCCGGACUGUUGGACAGCUCUGGUCAGCAGCUCCCUCUGCAGGCCGUUCAUGUGAAGUGCAAACUGCUGGAUCUGCUCUCUCAGGUCAUCAUCUUCCAAAAAUACACCAAUCUGAGCUCUGUGCCCAUUGAGGCAAAGUAUGUCUUCCCGUUGGAUGAUUCUGCCGCAGUGUGUGGAUUUGAAGCUUUCAUCAAUGGGAAACAUGUGGUGGGACAGGUGAAGGAGAAAGAGACGGCUCGCAAGGAGUACAAGCAGGCUAUUGAGAAAGGCCAUGGAGCCUACCUCAUGGACCAGGAUGCCCCCGAUGUGUUCACCAUCAGUGUGGGAAAUCUGCCACCCGGUGCGACUGUCCUCAUUAAAGUUACCUUUGUGUCUGAGCUGAUCGUCAGGGACGGGAGUAUCCUCUUCUCCCUGCCUGGGAGUGUGGCUCCGUGGCAGGAGAGUGCAGCGCUCAACCAGACCACACAAGUCACUGUGGAGAAGGUGUGUGUGACUGAUGAGGCGAGAGAGUUCACCCUGGACAUGUCAGUUGAGAUGCCCCAUGAGAUCACCAACCUGCAGUGCAUCACUCACAAAGUCAAGAUCAAGAAAACAGACUGUAAGGCUGUGGUGAGCGUGCUGCCAGGAGAGGUCAUGGGUCAAGAAGGUUUCCAGCUGUCAGUCACUCUGUCUGAGGUCCACCUACCCAGGAUGUGGGUCGAGAAACACCCUGACAAGGACAGCCAGGCCAGCAUGUUGGUCUUUUAUCCAGACUUUGAAGUCAACUCAACUUCAGCAUCCGAUGAAGUCGUCCUGUUGCUGGACACGUCUGAGUCCAUGAAGGGAGAGUCUCUCCGCAUGGCCCAGAGAAUCGCCCGGCAGGUCCUCAAAACCCUCGACCGCAACGUCAAGCUCAAUAUCAUUUUCUUCGGCACAGAUUACACAGAAGCUUUCCUGACAGCACAGCCGCUCGUUAAGGCCGGAGCCGAGAGCCUCAUCAAGCUCUCCCCUCCAGUAGGGGGCAGCACUGAGCUGUGGCGGCCCCUGCGAGCUCUCAGCCUGCUGCCUCCGUCCCGCGGCGUCAGGAACCUGCUGCUGCUGUCGGACGGCCACAUCCAGAAUGCAGAGCUCACCUUGAAGCUGGUCAGAGACAACGCCCAGCACAGCCGCCUCUUCACAUGCGGCCUCAGCGCGACAGCCAAUCGGCACAUGCUGAGAGCCCUGGCCCAGGCAGGAGGCGGAGCCUUCGAAUUCUUCGACACAAAAACCAAACACAACUGGGAAGAGAAGGUGGCAUGUCAGGUGAAGCGUAUGGCGUCUCCCGGCUGCAGCUCAGUGUCAGUAAAGUGGCAGCAGUUCAACCCAACGGCGCCCCCUCCUGUGCAAGCUCCCAAGCAGCUCCAUGCUCUGUUCAAUGACUGCCACACUCUGGUUUACGGCUUUGUGCCACACUGCACUCAGGCCACCCUUCUUGGAAAUCUGAGUGGUCAAGAGCUCAAAACCAUGGUGUCAACCAGUGAGCUGCAGAAGACCAAGGGCACAUUUCUUCACAAGCUCACAGCAAGGGCCCUCAUCCGAGAUUACGAAGACGGAAGCCUUGAUACCGAUGAAGCUGAACAUGAGGGCAAGAAAGCAGAGUUGAAGCGCUUCAUCAUCGAGUUAAGCAAAGAGUUCUCCAUCCUGUCUCAGUUCACCAGCUUUGUGGCCAUCGAGGAAAGGGACUCUGAACAAACAGAGGGGGGCUUCACAGACAUCCCCAAGUUGAUCGCAGAGGAAGAUGUGGACUUCCUCCCCUACAUCAGCUGGAUUUCUCCUCAGGAUGACGAAGAGGGAAAGUCUGGGGACGAUGAUAUGAUGGGAAUGGAUGAAAGCGAGGAGGAAGAAUCUGAGGUCAGUGAGGCUCGUGAUUUGAUGGAAGAAGAAGCUUGUGUGCUGGAUGAAUCAAUCUCUCCACAUUAUUCACCCACGGCCACCCUUCUUGGAAAUCUGAGUGGUCAGGAGCUCAAAACCAUGGUGUCAACCAGUGAGCUGCAGAAGACCAAGGGCACAUUUCUUUACAAGCACAAGCGCAAAGCAAGGGCCCUCAUCCGAGAUUACGAAGACGGAAGCCUUGAUACCGACGAAGCUGAACAUGAGGAAGAAGAAGCUUGUGUGCUGGAUGAAUCAAUCUCUCCACAUUAUUCACCCACGGCCACCCUUCUUGGAAAUCUGAGUGGUCAGGAGCUCAAAACCAUGGUGUCAACCAGUGAGCUGCAGAAGACCAAGGGCACAUUUCUUUACAAGCACAAGCGCAAAGCAAGGGCCCUCAUCCGAGAUUACGAAGACGGAAGCCUUGAUACCGACGAAGCUGAACAUGAGGAAGAAGAAGCUUGUGUGCUGGAUGAAUCAAUCUCUCCACAUUAUUCACCCACGAGUACCACUUCCUCAGCCAUAAAACCAUUAUUUGAGGCAAGGCUAAAGGAAAGACGACAUAUAGUGUAUCGGUCGUCCGCUGCUGCUCCUCCUCCUCCUCCUCCUCCACCUCCUCCUCCUCCUCCUCCUUGUCCAUUCCUUCCUAGUCAAAUGGUCCCUCAACAACAGCCAAGUCCUUUAUUCGGUUGCUCUCUGCUUGAAGGCCAAUCCCUUGAGCGGGACCGUUCCAAAAAACAAAGCAAGCAAGCACCUCCAGCAGGUUUUGCAGCUCGACAACAGACAAGUUUUGGAUUCAGUGGCUCUCUGCCUCAAGGCCAAUCCCUUGAACAGGACCUUUCCGAAAAACAAAGCAAGCAAGCACCUCAACAAUGGUCAGGUUUAAGUUUCAGUGCCUCUCUGCCUCAACGCCACUCCCUUGAACAGGACAUUUCCAAAAAACAAAACUUGCAAACACGACAAAAAUGUUCAGGUUUUAGUUUCAGUGGCUCUCAGCCUCAAGUCAACUCCCUUGGAUGGGAUCUUUCCAUAAAACAAAGCAAGCAAGCACCUCCAGCAGGUUUUGCAGCUCAACAACAGUCAAGUUUUGGUUUCAGUGGCUCUCAGCCUCAAGUCCAAUCCCUUGUCCAGGAUCAAUGCUUGGAAACAAGCAUGCAAGCACCUCCAGCAGGUUUUGCAGCUCAACAAAUGUCAAGUUCUGGUUUCAGUGGCUCUCUGCCUCAAGUCCAAUCCCUUGUCCAGGAUCAACCAAUGUUAAACGAAAAGAUACAAAGCUUACAAAGGUUACAAAGGUUACCAGUGUUAUCAAUGUCACGAGAAUGUUCAACAUCAACAGAAUUUCCAAACUCAAUGCCUAAAGCACACUUUCCAGCUAUUAUUUCCAGGCAAAUACAGACCCUGGGUGAACCUGAACCUGUUCAAGGAAUGUCUGUUAGAAGGGGAAUGAUUCGCUCAGGUCUUCGAUCCUCUAUUUUGCGGGGCCCACCACAAUCUGUGUAUACAGAGUCUUCAAUCGAGGAGCACUCCAAACCUCUGUCUUCACGAGUUUAUCAACUCUGUAGUGGAAGUAGGAGAAAGUCAGCAUACGUGAGAAAGUCAGCAGAUGCUGAAGUGUUGAAGCUCAGAUGGACAAAGAUCUUCCAGAUGCAGCAUUCGGACGGCUACUGGGAGUUCACCACUGAACUGGGUGAACUCGUGAAUAUCGACGUAGACCUCUUCGCCAAUGUGUUCCUGAAAAACAAGGGCAUCCAGUCUCUAGGUGUGAGGGCCCAUGCAGACAUCCUGAGGCUGUUGGCGACUCUUCUGGUUCUGCAGCUGAUGAGGGUGGAGAAGCUGGAGGAGGGCAAACUGCUCCGCACCCUCUUCUGCCUGGAUGACUCCUCUCUGCCCAGGCCUGAGCAGUGGGAGGAGGUGAAGAGGGCGGUGGACUGGGUUUGCUGGGCUGACCGUCAGUACCCGUGUGUCUACAGCCGGCUGGAGUUUGGUUUGAGCUGGGAAUCCUCCACCCGUCAGCUGCUGGGCUUCGAAGGCCUCCCUCCCUUCUCAUCUCUCACUGGUCUGAACCUGCAGAGGACCGCUCCCCAUCUGCUGGUCCGCUGAGCAGGCCAGCAUGAAGAGAAGAUAAUGUGAGGGAAGUCAUUACGCUUUGCCGUUUUGAGAUUAUCUUUUAGAUUUAUUUUGACAUAGAUAUAUGCACGCAUUUCUUUGGCUUACGUAAAGCAUUUCAAGCUGCCUGUCACUGCGUUUAUAUACACUUAAAUAACCAGAUACAGGUGGCUUUCUGCAGUCACCUGUUUCCUAAACUUUACAAGAAAUGUAUUCCUUAAUUUGGGUAGGGGAUUUGAGAGCUAGAUUUCUCCAAUUUAUUGGCCAUGUAUACUGAUAUUAAUUGUGUUUUUACUUGUACACAUGUUUAUGACAAAGCCUUCAGACAGACAGCGAAAGUAUCACUGUGACCGCAGAGCGGCAGGAUAAAGGGAAAGGUCAUGACAUCCAGAAUAAUCCAAAAUUAGACUAAAAUUGAAGCUACUAGAGUGCUGCAGGAAAGAAUCCUAAAAACAGGAAAUGAGUUAGCAUUUUAGCACUUUCGGUUCCCUCAUCUGAAAGUGGUUUAUUGAAUGGGUUUUUAUUUAGAUGCCUGAGAUAAGGUCUGUGGUCAACACAAGCUGAAGAGAUUUUAACGCUUUGUUCUACGACAAAAAAUACGUCGGUAAUAAUCCCACUCCCGAAUGUUGAAGUUUUUAUGUGUCUUAAAAAAGGCUGUCGAUAAAUGAGACUACGAAACUUCAUCACGCCGACACAUCCGCCUUUACAGCCUCGUUGUGUUUACUCGCACUCAUGCGACCGUGGUGUAGUUCCUUAAUAGCCUAACGUUAGCUUUUUACUUCUGCCGAUUGCAUUCACACUUAAAAAAUCAUAAAAGUGGUGUUCAUUCGUGAAGAUUAUCUUACGGAACAAAAUGUUUGUUUGCCACAGAGCUUAUUUGACAGAACUCAAUGGAAAAAUCCCAUUUGCUUUUUGUUGAGGGAACCCGUGCGACUGUAACUUCCGGGUUGGCUGACAAAAAAUACGUCAUCCCUGCAGCGAUCAAUACAGCAGCGCCUAGAAGUCUAUUUCCUCUGAACGUUUGACUGUUAAAUUUAGACACAGCUGUCACAGUCAUACACACAUAAAAAAAAAUCAGGAAGCAGUCUUGUAUCAUUACUACAGUUAAAGGAAUGUAGUAAUAUUUCCAAAAUAAGGUCAGAGCAGUGGAGAAAUCUGAUGACAGACCUCAGGGUUGUAAAUUAGCACCAGCCACCAGCCAAAUGCUGGUAAAAUAUGCAAGUGGCUGCUAGAUUUGCUUCACUCACGAGCCAAAAAAAACGAAUCUAUUGAGUAGCAGGUGGAUGUUGAAAUCCAUCAGCCACAGUGGCAGGUGGACAAAAAAAAACAACCCUGACUGACCUGCUACACGUAUAUGUGCUGUCUGAUUAUCCGCGUUACCUGGUUUCUCUGAGUAACCUAUGUUCUUGAGUGCAUGUAUAUCUAUUGUGUGUCUUAAAGGUGCUGUACCAAUGAACUUGCCUUUCCCUUACAUAUCUAACUGCCUUUCAGCACCUUUGAUUAUUGUAGAAUAUGAGCGCAAAAUGGAACAAAAUACCAAACACUUACAAGGAGUAAAUAUAGAAUGGAAACACGGUGUGCAGGUGGUAAUUUACAGAUCACGUUGAAUCCACACAAUCGCUCUUUGUUGCUACUUUUCCGUGUUUUAGCAUCUAGCGCCAGUUUUGUUAACCUGAAGCGCUUACCGCAAGUAUCUGUGUAUCUAUCAAAUAAGCAGUGGUGGAAGAAGUAUUCAGAUCCUUAAUUAAAAGUACUAAUAUCACACAGAAAUUACUUCAUUACAAGUAAAAGUCCGGCGUUCAAAACCGUACUUAGAUAUUGGAUUUCUAUUGCUUCUGCAUGACUCUCAACAUGGCGACGGCUGAGCUAACGGUGCUAACAGCAGGAACAUGCACUUAAAGUAAGCGCGGCCAGCCCGGCGAGGUCAACAAAGCACAGAGAAGCUCUGAUUACAACAUACACACAGAGGGAGAGAGACUUCAUUCUCUGCUCAGGUAGACAUUAGUCCACUAUAUCUUUACAUAGCAAAUAGUUGUUUGCUGUUAUAUUAAUGCUCUGGAUAUCAUAUAGAGCACUUUUAAUUACAAGUAUGUAAGUAUUUUCAGCUAAAUGUGCUUAAAGUAUGAAGAGUAAAAGUACUCGUUGUGCAG